Messenger RNA from Zootermopsis nevadensis, 1650 nucleotides. RefSeq names its product evolutionarily conserved signaling intermediate in Toll pathway, mitochondrial (gene ECSIT). Gene Ontology annotation, molecular function: protein binding. The record is from RefSeq and is a predicted model, not a curated record. Gene Ontology annotation, biological process: innate immune response; cell surface receptor protein serine/threonine kinase signaling pathway. Lineage: Eukaryota; Metazoa; Arthropoda; Insecta; Blattodea; Termopsidae. Gene Ontology annotation, cellular component: mitochondrion.
UGGUUAUUCGUGUUGGCUAGUUAUUGGUAGAUGAAAACGACAGCUGUUGGAAACAGUUUAGGUUAGGAUGAAUGAUGUGAAAAGAUGGUAUUAUAUUUUAUAGUUUCUGUAUACAGUUCGGAUGUUUUACGACGUUUUUGCACGAUACUUAAGGAGAUGAACGGAAUACCUUUUUGUCAUAAGAAACUUUAAACCAAAAACAUGUAUAGAAAUUCUGUCUUAUGUUCAGUGGGCCAUUACUUUACAUCUUUCACGAUACUACAAUGGCAUAGGACAUUACCAUUGUCAGUACGUUUAGAAGGUUUUAUUAAACCAUGGCCAGUUGCAGUAUGGACUCACCGGAGGUUAAUUCAUCUACAUAAAUGCCUGAAUGCAGAGAAGUCAUUAGUGACAAAAGACUUUUUUGAAAGUAUUCAAGACAAGAGCAAAGAAACAUUUUUGGAUAUGAUACAUAUAUUUGAAUCGAGGGAUAUCCAUAGACGUGGUCAUGUUGAAUUUAUCUAUGCAGCCUUACGCCAUAUGGAAGAGUUUGGUGUUAACAAAGAUUUAGAAGUAUACAAGUCUUUAAUUGAUAUUUUACCAAAGGGUAAAUAUAUCCCAACCAAUAUUUUCCAAGCAGAAUUUCAGCAUUAUCCCAAACAACAACAAUGCAUCAUUGAUGUGUUGGAACAGAUGGAAGACCAUGGUGUGACGCCUGACGUAGAAAUGGAAAAUCUCCUGCUCAACAUCUUUGGAAAAAGAGGCCACCCGGUGCGUAAAUACUGGCGUAUGAUGUACUGGAUGCCCAAGUUCAAGAAUAUAUCACCAUGGCCUCUGCCGAAUCCAGUCCCCAAUAAUAGCUUAGAACUUGCAAAGAUGGCAAUGGAACGCAUGAGUAGUGUAGAUCUACAGUCUAAGGUCUCGGUAUAUCAGGCAUCUGAUUUGAAAGACUCAUUAGAUGACACAUGGAUAGCAAGUGUACAGUCUCCUGUGCAGAGGGAACUCUUGGAUGCACAUCCACGUGAUAUUUCAAUAUUUGUGGAGGGAGUAUUUAGGGUAUGGCUGCGUAAUGCUUCAGUAUCCUACUUUAUACUACGUGCAGAUCCAAGACCUAAACCAAACCUGCCUCCACAGGACUUUGACGAUGUUGGUGACUUGAGGCUCCCAUUUUUUGACGACGUCACUGAAAAUCAAGCCCUGGUUAGGCAACCAUCAGUUCAUGAGCAAGAAGAUGGAACCAUCUUUGCCAUGUGUGCCACAGGUAGUUCAAGCAGAGAUUCUCUUCUGUCAUGGAUUCGUAGCUUGGAAACUGAUGGUAACCCUGCUUUGGCUGAAAUACCAGUGCUUUUCACUUCAAAAUCACCACUUGGUGAAGUGGUACCAGUGAGUGAGUGUGACACUGAAGAAAUAAUAGAGCACAGGAAUAUUAAAUCAAGAACUGAGAGUAAAGAUAACAGUUAAUACUAUCACUUCUGUAGAAAAUGUUGCUUUUAUUAAACAUGGUUUUCACAUUUUGUAUAAAUAUUCUGUGAUUUUUGUAGUGAGGAUGUAAUUUAUGCCUGAAGGAAGGAGACCAUUAGAAAACUUGUGCAUAGAUGAGAGGAUAAUAUUAAAAUGGAGCUUAAUCAAUCCAGUUGUAUAAUUGUUGUAGUAAAUUACCAUUCAUUUUCA